Aedes aegypti (yellow fever mosquito) is the source of this 1475-nucleotide messenger RNA. Its product is annotated as mitochondrial amidoxime-reducing component 1. The transcript has 6 exons. The record is from RefSeq and is a predicted model, not a curated record. Gene Ontology annotation, molecular function: molybdenum ion binding; catalytic activity; pyridoxal phosphate binding. NCBI's taxonomy places the organism in Eukaryota, Metazoa, Arthropoda, Insecta, Diptera, Culicidae. Bases 278 to 1300 code for a protein of 340 amino acids.
UGAGGCAAACAAGCACCAACAUACAACCGGUGUCUCAGCGCAGAUGACCCAAUACUUAGUAUUCUUUUAUUAAGUCGAUAACGUAUCACAGAGAUAAGACUUCAGCAAGACGGUCGUCUUCUUCUCCGCCUCCAGUCGAAGAUAUCUUAUCGUGGCUGAAACUUGUCUCCAUCGCAGUCGUUGUCUGUCUUUCGAAUUGGUUUAGCAUAAGCCAAGGGUGUAGAGCAAUUGGGCACAAGAAAACAAGCACCACAUUGCCAGAAGAACCGACCCGGAGAUGAUGUCCAAGCUAUUCGACGAGACUAGUUCCGGCAGUGGAAACGCUACCCGUAAUGCGUUGCUUCUGGCGGCCGGAGUUGGGGUAGCCACCUUAGCCGGUUAUGGCAUCUACAAGUUGGCGCUGAAAUACCUGGAAAAUGUUCCACCCAAGGAAUGGCGUCGAGUGGGCGAGAUAACGGACCUUCAUGUCUACCCCAUCAAAUCAUGCGGGUCUGUUCGCGUCAGCGAGAUCAACUGCUCCAACAUGGGACCGCGUAUUGCGCUGCUCCGGGACCGUAUCUUUAUGGUGGUUCAAACUGAUGGAACGUUCAUCACCGGCCGGAGUCAUCCAUCUAUGGUAAUGGUUCAACCACGUUUCGACGACAAGCACGAAACGAUGACCCUGUCCGCUCCAGGGAUGAUGGACAUCAGCGUAGAUGUUAAGCGUCUGCUAUCGGUAGAACCGGUCAAGGCAUCGGUUUGGGGUCAGACUGUCACUGCGGUGGACUGCGGAGAAGAAGUAGCCCGGUGGUUGUCCCGAUUCUUGCUCAGUGAAGACUUCGGUCUACGUUUGGUGUUCUAUCCGUUGGACUACCCUACCCGGGAUGUGAGAGAGAAAAACAAGAUUCACCUGAAAUUGACAGCUAGAGAUUCUGGAGCCCUGCACGACGCCACCAGCUAUAUGCUGCUUUCGGAAGCGUCGGUUACCGAUGUGAACUCCAGGUUGGAGAAACCGGUAACGGCUCUGCAGUACCGACCGAACAUGGUUGUGAAGGGACCCGGGGCAUUCGAGGAAGACGACUGGAAGUGGAUCAAGAUUGGAGAGACGAUUUACAAAAAUGUUAAACCCUGCACCAGAUGCAUCUUCACUAACGUCGAUCCGGAAACCGGUAUACCUAGCCCACAAGGCGAACCACUUAAAACCUUGAAAACCUACCGCAAGAAGCCCGGCCUCGGCGAUUCACCGGUUGUCGGCAUGCAGAUGGGCAUCCGCAAGGAGGGCACCGUUCGAAUCGGUGAAACGGUCUACAUUGGAUGCUAACGUUACGUUCCGGACCAUAUCGCUAUCGUCGUCAUCUUGACUAGCUGCCAUUCCUCACUUUUUAUAUAUGUUUUCUUACGUUGUGUGACUUGCUGUUCACGUGAUUGAACAGACUCGGUAUAGGAGCUCAACAGUAUUUUGCUUUUUUAUGCAAAUCAAUCCGCAUGUUAUGUAA